GAGUGAACCGUCACUUCCACAUGAUCUGCAUCAGAGAUAAAUUCAGUCAGAAUAUCGGCCGACAGGUUUCCUCCUCCGUCAUCUGGGAUCACCUGGGAACCAUGUACGACAUGCAGGCUCUGCACGAGUCUGAGAUUCUCCCGUUUCCAAACUCGGAGAAGAGCUUCUCUCUUCCUGAUGACAUCAUCCAGGAGGUCAAAGAAGGAAAACUUUGUUCAGAGGAGGAAACAAAAGAAGAGUUCAGGAUGGAGAGAGAACCUCCAGCUACACAUGAAGAAGGCAGUAACUCAUCGGUGAAGAUGUCCGAGCGAACGAGCAGUAGUCGGGAAAAGGAGAGAGAACGAGACAAGGAGAAAGGGGCGAGUGAAGGAGGAGCAGCGGGCGGCGGAGGAGCAGGAGGGGGAGGAGGGAAGGAGGCAGAGAAGAGGAAGAGGAGUCGAGCUGCUGAGAAACUGAUGUCGUCUUCCAACCCGGCGAGUCCAGGAGGAGCCAAGAGGAGACGCACCUGAAAGAGAGAGGGAGAGAGAGGGGGAGAGUGAGAGAGAGAGAGAGAGAG
Messenger RNA from Labrus bergylta (ballan wrasse), 556 nucleotides. The record is from RefSeq and is a predicted model, not a curated record. NCBI's taxonomy places the organism in Eukaryota, Metazoa, Chordata, Actinopteri, Labriformes, Labridae.